AUGGCUUCUGGAAUCUUUAACUCCACCUACUACGGCAAGGACUACCGCGCCGGAGCGGCGCUGCUGCGCGCCCGGCGGCCAUAUCUCUUCAAGAACGCCGUGACGGGUCUUGGGCUGGUUGUCUGUGUGGCAGGUAUCUGUACGUGA
Molecule: messenger RNA, 147 nt
Organism: Penicillium lagena
Lineage: Eukaryota; Fungi; Ascomycota; Eurotiomycetes; Eurotiales; Aspergillaceae
Exons: 2
Coding region: 1-147 (48 amino acids)
Source: RefSeq, a predicted model, not a curated record